Ectocarpus siliculosus is the source of this 830-nucleotide messenger RNA. Lineage: Eukaryota; Phaeophyceae; Ectocarpales; Ectocarpaceae. The record is from the annotation of a GenBank genome assembly.
AUGCCCCUAGCUGUCCUUGCCGGACACCCCACGCUUGUUUCGGUCAAGGGCAUCGUGUUUGAUGUAUCCGACGACGAGGCCUAUAACCACGAAGGGGCACUCGCUGGAUGCGCUGGACACGAUGCGAGCCGCGUGAUUGGAGCAUCUGCGGGUAGUAGACGCGGCUAUGGUGACGGUGGUGGCAAGCUUGAUGCUGGGUUGGAAGGUUUACGGUAUGAGGAGCAUCAGAGACUGGAGGCUUACUUUGUGGAGCUGGCUCGGAGUAGGCGCGCGGUUGCUGUUCUGACGGACGAGGACUAUAUCAGCAUUUUUGGGACUCCUCUCGUCGCCAGCGGAGACACUGGGUACACCCCGGCUGCUGCUACUACUGCUUCUGCUCUCGCCAUCAACACACAAACUAAUAACGUGAAGGCACUGGUGGCCGUACUCCAUGCCUCCGUAGAGCAAGGCGACGCUGAAGCGGUGAGGAACGUAUUGUCCUCACGAUACCAGCAACCCCCCGGAGAGGAGGUGGAAGACGCCGGGGGAGACGCAGAUGGAGACAGCGCCCAAAUAGAAGAAACACAGCCAAAGAGCCUGUUGGUGCCCGUCGACUCCGCUUGCCCUCGCACGGGGAUGUCGCCGUUGCUCAAGGCGGUGGAGGGGGGCUCGGCGAAGGCCGCGUUAUACGACGGAGACACAGCCCUGGAUCUUGCGAGGAGACUCAGCUGCAGUGAUACGAUCAUAGAGAUGAUAACACUUGCAUCGUCGAAGGUUCCCUCGUAACGGGGUCAUUGGUUCGCGUCGGUGCUGCGGUUCCAAUAUAGCAGUACUUUUUGUCGUGAGACGCG